This is a messenger RNA of Phacochoerus africanus (Common warthog), 394 nucleotides long. Its product is annotated as 60S ribosomal protein L22-like 1. Gene Ontology annotation, biological process: cytoplasmic translation. Gene Ontology annotation, cellular component: ribosome. The record is from RefSeq and is a predicted model, not a curated record. Lineage: Eukaryota; Metazoa; Chordata; Mammalia; Artiodactyla; Suidae. Bases 26 to 394 code for a protein of 122 amino acids. Gene Ontology annotation, molecular function: RNA binding; structural constituent of ribosome. The transcript has a single exon.
UUUGAUUGUGCAGCCAGCCUUCAAGAUGGCGCUGGAGAAGGAAAAGAAGUCUAAGAAGUCAAACUGCAAGUUUAAUUUGGACCUUACUCAUCCAGCAGAAGACGGAAUUUUUGAUUCUGGAAAUUUUGAACAGUUUUUAUGGGAGAAGGUUAAAGUGAAUGGAAAAACUGGAAAUCUUGGGAAUGUUGUUCACAUUGAAUGCUUCAGGAAUAAAAUCACAGUUGUUUCUGAGAAAGAGUUCUCUAAAAGGUAUUUGAAAUAUCUUACCAAGAAAUACCUUAAGAAGAACAAUCUUUGUGAUUGUCUUCGUGUGGUUUCAUCUGACAAGGAAACUUGUGAACUUCGUCACUUCCAGAUUAGUCAAGAUAAAGUUGGAUCCGAGUCUGAGGACUAA